Molecule: messenger RNA, 5326 nt
Organism: Cyprinus carpio (common carp)
Lineage: Eukaryota; Metazoa; Chordata; Actinopteri; Cypriniformes; Cyprinidae
Gene: pard3aa
Product: par-3 family cell polarity regulator alpha, a
Biological process (GO): cell adhesion; microtubule cytoskeleton organization; establishment or maintenance of epithelial cell apical/basal polarity
Cellular component (GO): apical junction complex; adherens junction; apical plasma membrane
Molecular function (GO): protein binding; phosphatidylinositol binding
Source: RefSeq, a predicted model, not a curated record
ACGGAGUGAGUCAGUGUGGGAAGCCCAACCCACGCUCCCUUCACCCGCGACGCACGGAGAGACGAGCACACACGACGAACAGGUGCUCCAGUCCUACCUGAGGAGCACAACAUGAGGAUCUAUCCCGCUCUGGACCUGCACCGACACAAUGUUGCCGUGGCUUACUGAUUUUUCCUGAAGAGUUCAGCACUUCACGCGCUUCCUGCGGAGUCUCUGGGAAUAUCGGGCGAAUAUGAAAGUGACAGUGUGUUUUGGAAGGACCCGGGUGGUCGUUCCCUGUGGGGAUGGGAAUAUGAAAAUACACAGUCUCAUUCAGCAAGCGACAAUGAGAUAUAAAAAAGCCAUAGCCAAGGACCCAAGCUACUGGAUACAGGUGAAUCGGUUAGAGCAUGGAGACGGAGGCAUCCUGGACCUGGAUGACGUGCUGUGUGAUGUAGCCGAUGACAAAGACAGGCUGGUGGCGGUGUAUGAGGAGCAGGACCCCCAUCAUGGAGGUGACGGCACCAGCGCCAGCUCCACAGGCACCCAGAGUCCAGAGCUCUUCAGCACGGGUGAGCUCAACUCCAGCAACCUGUCGGCCUUCCAGCCCUACCAGACCAGCAGUGAGAUCGAGGUCACCCCAUCGGCCCUCAGGACCAACAUGCCUUUGCAUGUACGCCGCAGCAGUGAUCCGGCUCUGGUUGGUCUGCCCGAAGCCCAGCUCCAGCCAGAGGAACCGUCUCGUAGGAAUCCCACACGCUGGUCCACCACAGCAGGAUUUCUAAAAGCCAAUAACACCAGCGGAACCAACAGCCUAGAGCGAAAGGGUAAGGCUCUGGAAGCGUACCGCAGCCUGCCUCGUGAUGUUGUCCCCUGGGAUAUCCAGUUUCAGAGGGAAAAUGCCCGUUCUUCCCUCAGUGCCAACCAUCCCAUGGUGGACCGAUGGCUUGAGCGCCAAGAACAGGAAGAAGAAGAAGAAGAAGACGAGGAGAGAACAGACAACGGGAGGAAUGGCAGGAUAGAGCCGGUGGGACGGGCAGAUUCCUGUUGGGAGUCAGCUUCACUUGAUGCAAUGUUGAAGCCGGUUGAGGUGUCCAAUGGCGGUGGGCCGCUAGGAAUCCACAUUGUGCCUUUCAGUGCCAGAGACAGAAGGACGCUGGGCUUGUUAGUGAAGAGGCUGGAGAGGGGCGGGAAGGCGGAGCGGGAAGCUCUGUUCCAGGAGAACGACUGUAUCGUCCGGAUUAAUAACACAGACCUGCGCAACAUCCGAUUUGAACAGGCCCAGAAUUUGUUCAGACAGGCUAUGCGUACUCCACUCAUCCUGUUUCAUGUGGUUCCAGCAGUGAAGAAAGCCCAAUACGAGCUGUUAUCUCAGAAUGAACUGGGCCUUCAGGCUGCUCCGGGCCCCAGGGACAGGGCCAGUCUGGUGGGAGGAGGUGUCGACUACAGUCCACUGAGAAUGUCCAGAGCCGACUCGACCCUGGGCUAUCCCAUGUUACCACACAUUGCAAACACAUCAAACAGGACCCCACCGGGCUCCAUCCAGUCCUCCAGACCCACCAGCGCUGCCUCCUCUUUGGGCUACUCUAAAAAGAUCGGCCGCAAGUUCAACAUCCAGCUGAGGAAAGGUCCGGAGGGCUUGGGUUUCAGCAUCACCUCCAGAGACGUCCCGAUUGGCUCUUCCGCCCCCAUAUAUGUGAAGAACAUCCUCCCGCGUGGAGCCGCCAUCCAGGACGGCCGUCUGAAGGCCGGAGACCGGCUGCUCGAGGUUAAUGGAGUGGAUCUGAAUGGUAAGACUCAGGAGGAGGUUGUGGCUCUGUUGCGCUCGACUCCCAUGGGAGGCACUGUAGGUCUUCUCAUCGUCAGACAAGAGGACGCUCUCCUGCCCCGCGAAGUGAAAGAACAAGAUGACUUAAUUUUGACCCCGGAUGGAACGCGGAAGUUUAUGACGUUUGAAAUCCCUCUCAAUGACUCGGGAUCGGCCGGUUUAGGGGUCAGCGUCAAGGGCAAUAGAUCGAAAGAGGGCCACGCUGACCUGGGCAUUUUCGUCAAGUCUAUAAUCACUGGAGGAGCCGCCUGCAAGGACGGGCGGCUGAGGGUCAAUGACCAGCUGAUAGCGGUUAAUGGAGAGUCUCUGCUGGAGAAAACCAAUCAGGAAGCGAUGGAGGCCCUCCGCACAUCCAUGUCCAUCGAGGGCAACAAGAGAGGCAUGAUUCAGCUGAUCGUGGCCCGGCGGGUCGCAGGGAGGGGAGAGGAGGCUCCUGGUAGCCCGCCUAUGCCUCUGAACUCUUCACGAGACGAACAUGAGCGACGGAUCUCUCAGACACUGUAUCCUGGAGAGAGCCUGGAUGACAACCACACCCCACGACCCACCAUGAUGGGAAGAAUGAUGGGUCACUACCAGCUGUCCCCCACCGUGAAUAUGCCCCAGGACGACACAGUCAUCAUUGAAGAUGAUAGGCCACCUGUUCUUCCUGCCUGCUUACCAAACAAAACACCAUCCACCACCCAUGAUGACAUGGGAUUUGUGACAGAAAUGCCAGGAUCCUGGCCCAAAGAUGUCCAGAUUCAGGACGAAAGCACACUCUGUCCAGACGCAGAUAUGGAUGGUGUGUUUCAGAGGGAAGGCUUCGGCCGGCAGAGCAUGUCAGAAAAGCGGACCAAACAGUACAGCGAUGCCGCUCAACUGGAGAUCGUCAAGAGUCGCAAGUCGAAGAGUAUGGACCUAGGCAACUCCACGCGAGAUGUGGGACCGUCGUUGGGUUUGAAGAAGUCGAGUUCCUUGGAGAGCCUCCAGACAGCUGUUGCCGAGGUGACGCUCAACGGAGACGUCCCGUUCCACAGGCCACGCCCCAGAAUCAUCAGGGGGCGGGGCUGCAACGAGAGCUUCCGGGCGGCCAUUGACAAGUCUUACGACAAUCCUGGUGUGCCAUAGGCCACGCCCGAUGAAGAUGACAUCAGGAGGGGCGUACUGGGCGUGGAAGAAGAUACAGAGGAGAGUUCACGAUCAGGCCGUGACUCCAUUUCCACAGCCACGGAUCUCACCCUCCCACCCUCCAACACAGAGAAACAGCUGAAUGGAGGACGCACCAAAGAUGACAAGAAGAAGGAGCGAGGAGGGAAGGACAAGAAAGACAAGAGCAAAGCCAAGAAAGCUGUGCUGAAGGGCCUGGGUGACAUGUUCAGGUUCGGCAAAAACCGCAAAGACGAGAGGCAAGGGGACAAGAUGGAGCGGAAAGGGUCCAGCAAGAGCAAGAUGGAGGAAACUCAGGCCAGCGAGGAGGAGAUGCAGAGAAUGAAGCUGGAGAAGGAGAGGAUUCAAGCAAAGACCAGGGAGCUCAGAGAGCGACAGGCCAGAGAACGAGACUAUGCUGAGAUCCAGGACAUCAACCGAAACUUCAGCUCUGACGAAGAGCACACCUAUGCUGGGAUCGGCUCUCUGGACUCGUCCCUGAACAGCAGUAUGGACCUGAGCCAUAACCCCGGUCCAGAGCGUCCUCAGAGCCCCAGAGACCAGGCCCUGCCCUUAGAGGUUCUUUACGCACAGGUCAACAAGCCCCGCAACGGACGCCCACCCUCCGUCGACAGCAGCCGACUGGCACCGAGCAACCAUGACCGGAUACAGUGUCUACGGCAAGAGUUCCAGCAGACCAAGCAGGAGGAGGAACCUGAUGACCGCCGUCGAUCCUACAGCUUUCAACAACAACAGAGGGGCAACACGGGUUCUUAUACACCGACGGGGCGGCACUCGGUUUCUGUGGAGGACCAAAUGCAGAAACAGAGAGAGGACAGAGACUCUUUCACACAAGCCCAGAGGCAGUACAACUCCUUACCGCGACAGCCACGUAAAAACCCUAGCACCGUGUCUCAAGACUCUUGGGAUAAAGUCUAUCCUCCCGGUGAGGUCUUUCAGUCCGCCAAAGAGAACCCGCGCUACUCCAGCUACCAGGGAUCCCGCACUGCCAAUGGCUACUUGGGUGCCGCUGCCACGGGCCUGAACGCUCGUGUCCUCCUGGAGACCCAAGAGCUCCUGAGACAGGAACAGAGACGAAAGGAGCAGGAGGCUAAAACCAAGCUACCUACUAUGGAGGAGACACCAACCCCAAGCCAAACCCCUGUUCCUGCUCCACCCAAAGGCCCCUACCGACAAGAUGUGCCACCCUCGCCCACCCAACUCGCCCGGCUCAACCGUUUACAGACACCUGAGAAGGGCCACCCCUUCUACUCCUGAGACAAGAGAUCAAAAUUGUAGGAAAAACUGUGUGACAGCAAUAAUAUGGAAUGGUGAGAGACAGAGCUAUAAUAUGGAGACUGAAUGGAGAAUUCUGGGUAAUUUGUUUUGGAGGUUUUUCUGAAUUGUUUUUAUUUUUUUAUUUUUUUUGUACUCCGGUAUGAAAUCUUUGUACACACUGAAGAUCUUUAUCAACUAUCCAUCUCCCAUUCCUGCUUUUGACAAUUGUGUAUGUUAUGGCUACUACAGAGGUCAUGACAUCCAAAAUGAUAUGAUAGUAGCCACAAUUUAAGAAUUCAUUCCCACGACUUAAUUUGUGACUACAGUUUAUCAAUAUUUUCUUUCCUAAUUCAGUCAUUUUUACUCCUUAUAAUAAAAAUGGUAAAUUCAAUGAAAAACAAAAAAACAAAAAAAAACAAACAAACAAAAAAUAAAAACAGCAUAAAUUUAGUAAAACUUAUCAAUGAUGUAUAAAUAUUUUACAUUUUAAAUAUUUCAUUAGUAUCUUCGCAGAGAAUGAGAAUUUGGAUGCGUUACACUAAUGAGAGUUUUGUGGGUGUAGGUGUGCAGUAUGUGUUCAGGGUGAGUGUGUUUGCCCAUGUACUCCAGCAGUGUAGCUGAACUCAGCUAAUGGAGUGCAGAAAGGCCAUGACCCCACAACCCUCCAACUCUCUGCUACGGAAAUCCCCAUUAACCCAUCAUACUUCUCAGCUGCUCUUCAUGUGACGCCUCCCAUCUCCACCCACUUCAUAAUUGAUUCUUCUGCUUCUGUUAGUGGCCUCUGUUCCUCCUCUACUAAACUGGUAAAUGUGCAGAUCUCACCCUUCUCAGUGCAAUACAUCCCAGACCAGGAAUUCAGGAAUUAGGGAAUUAAUAAGACCUUUGUUAUUUUUUUUUUCUAUAAUUUGUUAAAAUACUUCCUAAAGAGUAAAGAAUUUAGCUUGGUGCUAAUAUCAGAACAGAAAUUUACAUAAACUAGGCCUACAUAAACUUACAUAAUUACAAAAACUUGACUUGAAAGUCAACAUGAAACUGUAUUCAUCAAUAGCUAUGUUUUCAUUCAACUAUUUCAUGUGAAUUUUGGGAUUUGUCAAAGAAACACCAAGAAAACCAAAA